This is a messenger RNA of Gadus macrocephalus (Pacific cod), 847 nucleotides long. It is a transcript of the gene aldh18a1, whose product is annotated as aldehyde dehydrogenase 18 family, member A1. Gene Ontology annotation, cellular component: mitochondrion. Gene Ontology annotation, molecular function: kinase activity; ATP binding; glutamate-5-semialdehyde dehydrogenase (NADP+) activity. Lineage: Eukaryota; Metazoa; Chordata; Actinopteri; Gadiformes; Gadidae. The record is from RefSeq and is a predicted model, not a curated record. The coding region runs from base 1 to 783 and encodes 260 amino acids. The transcript has 6 exons.
AUGGUGCAAAGCACAACUCAAAUCUCCCGCUCCCGCUCCGCGUCGCUCCUGGCCAGGCCCCCUUUUAUCCCGUACACGGGGACACACCCCGUACGCGGGAACACCCCCAUCCUGGAACAUGCGGGGCCGCUCCGGGCCGUCCACGGCGGGCCCUUCGCCCACCGCGGGGAGCUGCGGCAGGCCAAGAGGAUCGUGGUGAAGCUGGGCAGCGCGGUGGUAACCCGGGGCGACGAGUGCGGCCUGGCCCUGGGCAGACUGGCCUCCAUCGUGGAGCAGGUGGCCAUGCUGCAGAACCAGGGCCGGGAGAUGAUGAUCGUGACCAGCGGGGCGGUGGCCUUCGGCAAGCAGCGACUCCGCCACGAGAUCCUGCUCUCCCAGAGCGUCCGGCAGGCGCUGCACUCCGGACAGAACCAGCUCAAGGACAUGUCGAUGCCGCUGUUGGAGGCGCGUGCGUGCGCGGCAGCGGGCCAGAGUGGACUGAUGGCGCUCUAUGAGGCCAUGUUCACACAGUACAGCACCUGCACAGCCCAGAUCCUGGUGACCAACCUGGAUUUCCACGACGACCAGAAACGGCGGAACCUGAACAGCACGCUGCAGGAGCUGCUGCGGAUGAACAUCGUGCCCAUCAUCAACACCAACGACGCGGUGGUGCCCCCGCCCGAGCCCAACAGCGACCUCCAGGGGGUGAUCAGCAUCAAGGAUAAUGACAGCCUGGCCGCACGACUCGCGGUGGAGAUGAGGGCAGACCUGCUCAUCGCUCUGUCCGACGUGGAGGGUACGUAGGUCAGCCCCCCCUCAGACCCAUCUCCUCUCUCUCCUCUCCUCUCCUCUCCUCCCCUUCUCUCUU